GGGAAGCGCGCCGUGCCCGCGGCUGGGCUGCCGCUGCCGGGUGCUGCGGGCGGCUCGACGUUGAGCCCGGCUGGUGGGGCCGCCCGGGGGUUGUGUGCGGGGGAAAGCUGAGCGUGAGCUGGAUGCAGGGGAGGUGGAUUCGGCUGUGACGUGCGAAAUGCGAGCGAGGCGGAUUUCGCUCUGUGAGGCGUCGCUAGAAAUCAAGGUAAAGCCAGAAAUGCUCCGAAGUGGGCCGGGAGUCUGCCGGUACCCAGAGAAUCACGUCGUAACAUCCCGAGUUGGAAGCGACCCACGCGGACCGCUGAGGCCAACCCGGCCCCAACGGCAGCACCGCAACCCAAACCUGCGGCUGAGAGCAGUGUCCUCCCGGCAGCCUGUGCCGUGCCUGCUGUGCCGUGCCUGCUGUGCCGUGCCUGCUGUGCCGUGCCUGCUGUGCCGUGCCUGCUGUGCCGUGCCUGCUGUGCCGUGCCCACCGCCCUCUGGGGCACGGCCUUUCCCUGAUAUCCAACCUGAAGGACGGGAGCAGCUCGAAGACAUGGGCACUGAAUGCCUGCUCUGCACGGAGCAGAUGGGAUUCACUUAUAGCUGUGCUACAUCGCUGAGGAAUGAGACAAAGGUAGAAAAGAAUGACGGUUUUUUGACCCUGCAGCUGCAUGAGUUCGAUUGACAAAAGCCAUCCCUUUGGUGUGCAGUGGUGCAGCCAGGCACGUGGAUCACUGGAUGCUGUCUCAGCUCUUCGUGGCUUUCUGAACUGAAAUGCGGAUCCAUAGGAGUGCAGAGCUCUGACAGCACUCACAUCGCAGCAGCUGUGUUGGUGACAUGCAAGAGCCUGAUGGACCGUGCCUCCAGGAACGGCAGAAUGGCCAAAAGAAGCAUCUGGUUUAAAUUACACAGGGGACAGGAAUAAUGGGUAACAUGUUCUGAGAACUGAAGGAGUCCCCAGGGCUUUGCUCAGAGGAACUCACAGUAGUUCUGUCCCAGUGGCCCACUGCUGAGGUUCCAGCAAACUGCUCAACAUCUGCAGCUUCACGCUCCUCCUGCUCACCGUGUCCUGGCUGUGGGAUGUGGUGGUGGCAGCUCUGGGUGCUCCUGCACUCCUGUGAGAAGGAGGCAGGCAGAGGCUGAGAGGUAUCUACACACACUGGUCAGCCCGUCCCCAGCAAGGAAAGCAGCCCCUGCAUGCAGCCUGUCUGCUGUCCUGGUGUCUGCUGUGGAAACGUGUUCUCUGCCCUUGCUACCAAAGUGCUACUGCCCUAUCUAGGCUCCCAUGGGAUGCAAUUCCUGCUGGCCCAUUUUUUUCCCCCUGUGCUGUUUCAGGGGAACUCCUUGCACAGGCCUUCUGUCAUUCUUUCUAGUUCCUGAUCUCUGUGAAGAUGUUGCAGCACAAUUUUUUAAAAGAAUCAUAUUUUCUUAGAAUGGCUGAAAGUGACCUUAAAGAUCAUUGCGUUCAUUCUUGUUGUGACUGGCAGUAUCAGUUGGGUGCUUAAUAAAAUCCUUAAACUGAGAGACACGUUCAUCUCAGUUAUGUAAAUACUGUGUGAACAUUUGAUUGAUUCUGCUUUUAGUCUGAUUUACCAAGAGACAAGGCCUGUGUAGUCACAUUGUCUCACCUUCUGCUCUUUCCUGUUCAUCUCCCAAAUAAUUUCUGUAUCUGUGAAUCUCAACAAAGUUUGAUGGAACAAUAGAGUUCUUCAAGAUACAAAGUUCUUACUGGUGUUGGAAGCUAGAUACACCAAAAGUAAUGCCUGCUAUCUUCCAUACCAACUACAACAGAUACAACAGAUAGCACUGUUUGGCGGAGCAAAUUCUCAACUUGCAAAAUGCUGUUUUUCAACUUAAUCACCACCAUUAGCUGUGCAUUUUCACCAGCAAUGAACAAAAGCCUGCAUGCUGCACUUGUAGAAGUCCGCACCAGCUGUGGGGAUCCAUGGCUGCCAUCACCACUGCUGACAUGCAUCACCCACAGCCUCACUGUGCUCACAUCCACUGCUUGGUCUCAGGAAUGCUCAGCAAGUAUUGGUGAAUGUUGCUGGGUGCCAGCUUUUCCACAUGGAGGAAUUUGAUUCCAUCCCUUUGCUCCAUAUGGAACUCCCAUGUCAGAUGUCAUUCUGUCAGGCUGUCCCUCUGCUGCCAUCUGUCAUAUGACAACAGAACAGAACAGAAUGUUGGUGGGAAGGUUCAAUCUGCUACCAUUCCACCAAAACCCUCCUCUGACAUCAUGGGCCAACAUCAUAAAAUAGGAGGCAUUACUUUCAGGGCAUCCCUCGUAGAAUAAGAGCGUGAACUCAGCACUCAGCUGUUUCUGUAGGCAGUGCAGAACCGAUGCAGCACACUGGUCUGCUGCAGGAAAGUGGGUAACGGUGGGAGGAAGGGACAGCAUGGCUGAGGGCAUGCGGACAGCACGAAGGAGCUGCUGGGGAAUGGGCCUGUUGGAAGGAACUCAAGGAAAAGCUGUUUUGUUUUGAUGGGAAACAUCAAAUCGACUCCAGAGGAAUGGCAAUUAGACCAAAAUCAGGAGGGUGGGGUUUUUGUUCUCCCUCAUUUUUGACAUCUGUGCAGUCACUGAGCUGUUCUACCAUUUGGUUCCUCCACCAGAAUAAGGUGAAGUAUUCGAAGUGUGUCAUGUGGAAAGGGCUGCAGGUUGUUAUUUAUGAAAGCAAUUUUGUGUCGGAGUGGAAAAUGUCACAGUGUGUCCAAAUCAAGUUAAAUCUAGACUGUUGUAUCUAUUCCUUUUAUUCUUGCUUCAGAAAUAAGCGACCGGGAGGGGAGCACUGGGCUCAGCACCAGUACUGGAUGAGAGAAGGGUCCCAUUAAUGCCUCCAGCACAGUGCCUCAUUUCCCAAAGGCUCAUUCAGAACAACAACAGCUCAUUUUUUGCACUGCAUGAAAGCCACUCUUGCUCCGUGCUCCCUUGACAGCAGCAGAUACCCUUCCCACAUAAGCAGCUCUUGUUCCCGUCUCCCAGCCUUCCCCUGGCUGUGGGCAGGCAGCUCUCCUACAUUUGGGUUAACAAAACCUCCAUCCUGGCUGCACCCCGGCAUGGAGCACCCUGAGCUGUGCGGGUGGCAGGAGCAGGGCUGCCUGCAGGGUGCACUGCCGGCACAGCCUUCUGCUGCAGCUGGGUUACGUGGGUUUGUUCAAAGCAUAGCCAUAAAGACGCCAAAAUACGAUGACUGCGGGCACGGCGGUGCCGCUGCAUUGUACAAAAUUAAUCUGCACCCCUGUUAAGUGCCUGCGUUGUUAGCGACGCCGCUGGAGGACAAAGCGAAGCCGCUGCUCCAGCGCUGCAGAAAUAAAGAGCUGGACGGGUUCCGCACUGAGGUUUUAAUGUGCGUGUUCCCAUGGGCCGCAGGACAGGUCCCGGCUGGUGAUCUUGCAGUUUGUCCCAUUUAAACGUGAAGUUGAUGGAAGGCGAAAGGAGAGGUUGUGCCGCCGCUCAAAAAGGCGUCCUCUGGAGCCCUGAGCCCGCCGAGCUGUUUCACAUGAGGCAGAGUAUGACUCAUGCUCAUGAAAAGGGCAAAGAAGAUUUUUUUUUUUAAAGAAAUAUAUCGCAGUUAAAUUAGUUUAGACAGCAUGACAUCAGAGAGUAAUUAAAUAGGUUUGUUGGAAUUCCGUUUCCAAUUCCUGAGUUCAGGUUUGUAAAAGAUUUCUGAGCACCUGCAGGUCUCUGUGUGUGAAAUAUUUUCACUGGAAAGGAUUCAAAACGUUAAAAAAACCUUUUAACACAGAGGCAGCAUUACGCCAUUCUUCCUUCUUGGAAAAAAAACCCCUCCGAUUUAAACAGGACUCCUUCAAGUUUUCAGUCAGUUUUACAGAAGAAAACGAGGUGGUAAACUUUCUCUUUUCAAGAACAAGUCCUUUACAGCCGCUAACUGAAGUCAGGGGAGAGCGCGUCUGAGUUCAUGAGCAUUUCCACUAUGGGACUGGAUACGAGCACUGAACAACGAGAUUUGAAAUGUUUUAAUCUCAAUCGAAAACCAUUUUUGCUGACUUUGGUUUUUAAUUUCUUUCAUGUUUUCUUCUGCCAAACUGGAGGAACCUUUCCUGAUUUUUUCUUUAGUGGCAUUCAGAGGAAGACCAGAGGAUGAAAAUCCUGCAUUUUCUCACUUUACUGCUUUGGCAUUUGACUUGGCUGUCUCUGGAUCUAGUUCCUGGAGCACUGAGUAAUUCUGAAGCAGGCCAGAGUAAUCCAGGGUCUAAAACAGAUCUGUUAAAAGCAGAAGGAAAAGAGAGGACUCCCUCAGCACGGGCAGGCACGCCACGGGCUGCGAACCAUGGAUUUAGCACCGGGACCUCAAAGGCAAGGACUAAAAGCAGUGCUGCUCAGGCUGGAGCUCUGCUGGCCAAGAACGAUGAAUCGCAGAGGGUUCUUUCAAGAGCAGCAGCCACGGAGGCAAAGGUAGGACAUCUCCCGAGCAGACCUUCUGGAGUAAGGACGGUGACUCCAAAGGUCCCAAAUCUUAGCAGCAAGGCGGCUUUGAAAAAAACUGGCACGAGCGGUACUGAUACCAGUUCUUUCAAAACGAAAAAGACUAAAGAGCCUGUCACCCAAAGGGAAGCUAAGGAAACUUUCAGACAGCCCCCCAUAACGCCACAUGAAUACAUGCUCUCUUUGUACAGGACUCUCUCAGAUGCAGAAAGAAAAGGUGUUAAUGGAAGUGUAAAACUGGAGGCUGGACUUGCCAAUACAAUAACCAGCUUUAUAGACAAAGGACAAGAUGAGCGAGCGCCAACCAUAAGAAAACAAAAAUACAUUUUUGACAUCAGUGCAUUAGAAAAAGAUGGCCUGCUGGGAGCAGAGCUUCGAAUAUUGAGGAAAAAGCCUUCUGAUACCUGGAAGUCUCAUUCUUCUGGAAAAACUUCCCAGGUGAAAUUAUUUAGUUGCUCUACCAACAGACAAGCAGCAACACUCCUGGACUCUCGUACUGUCAGUAUCACAGAUACACCAAAAUGGGAAGUGUUUGACAUCUGGAAGCUUUUUAGGAACUUUAAAAACUUGGUUAACUUGUGUUUUGAACUGGAAACUUUUGACAGGGGGAGAGCGGUUGAUCUCAGGACUGUGGGAUUUAACAGAACGGGAAGACAGGUCAAUGAAAAGGCUCUCUUCUUGGUAUUUGGGAGGACAAAAAAAAGGGACUUAUUUUUCAAUGAAAUCAAGGCUAGAUCUGGCCAAGAUGACAAAACCGUGUAUGAGUACUUAUUCAAUCAGAGGCGGAAGAGAAGAGCUCCUCUAGCAACACGGCAAGGGAAGAGGCCCAGUAAGAACCUGAAGGCAAGGUGUAGCAGAAAAGCCCUCCAUGUGAAUUUUAAGGAUAUGGGCUGGGAUGACUGGAUAAUAGCACCUCUAGAAUACGAAGCGUAUCACUGCGAAGGUCUUUGUGAGUUCCCCCUUAGAUCCCACCUAGAGCCCACCAAUCAUGCAGUUAUCCAAACUUUAAUGAACUCAAUGGACCCCGAGUCGACGCCUCCAACUUGCUGUGUUCCAACCAGGCUGAGUCCUAUCAGCAUUCUUUUCAUUGACUCCGCAAACAAUGUGGUCUACAAACAGUACGAGGACAUGGUGGUGGAGUCGUGUGGCUGCAGGUAGCAGAACAGUUGCUCAUGUGGAUGUGUUACGAAAGGCAGUGUGACGCACUGAACAUAACCUCUCCUGAAACAAGGUUAACUUAAUUUCUUACCUCUAGGGCACGUUUACAAGGAUUGUAGCACCAAAUCCAGCGAUUCUGUACGUCUCUCCACCAUCUCUCCACUGUGGGCAUAUUUCAGUGGUAUUCGGACGCUGUCACACAGCCCAGUAUAAAGCCGUGUGUUGGCAACACAAGACUGGCUCUAACUAAAGUCUAUGACAGGGAAGAUUUGACCUCCAUGCCUCUAAGUACCUGCUUUUACUCUAGAGGCAGUGUGUAAAGAUGGUAUCGGUGAGCUGUGACCUGUCUGAACAACAUCCUUGAGACUGAGUCCCAUGUGCGUUGUCUAUGAAGAACUGUAAGGAAAUAGUCCUGAUGUCUAGAAGGGAAGGUUGUGUUCUGCAUGCUCCCAUCUUGGUGUAAAUAGUUGUGCUGCAAUGUGAUUUCUUUCUGAUUAGCUCUCAAAACUAUGCAUAUAUAAAAAGGAGUAAUUAAAUGUAAUAUGUUGAUUUAGUUUUAAGUUGUACAUGGAGAUGGGUGAUGCAGGAGGUAUUACUUUCCAUGUAUGUUUUCCUGCAAGCUACAUAUCUUUCUUAACUAUCCACCUUUCCAUUAUUGUGUAGCAAGAUAUAUUACUCUGUAUAAGGUCCAAGUUGUUCUCAAAUGCUCCUAGUAAAAGUGUUCAGUUAUGGCAUAAGAUGUAAUAAAUUAUUGAC
Molecule: messenger RNA, 6343 nt
Organism: Phasianus colchicus (ring-necked pheasant)
Lineage: Eukaryota; Metazoa; Chordata; Aves; Galliformes; Phasianidae
Gene: GDF5
Product: growth differentiation factor 5
Cellular component (GO): extracellular region
Molecular function (GO): growth factor activity; cytokine activity
Source: RefSeq, a predicted model, not a curated record